AUGCCUGAAAACAGCAGGACUGUCGAACGUAUGUCAGAAAUGACAUUCAAAGAAGAGAGGGUUGUUAUCAGUGGAAUGUCUGGUCUAUAUCCGGCUUCCAAGUCGAUUAAAGAUUUGGCUGACGUUUUGUACAACAAGAAAAAUCCUAUAACAUCUGAAAACCAGCGUUGGAAUUACUCUCAUCCAGAAGUGGUGCAGUACACAGGAAAGCUACCUGAACUGAAUAAGUUUGAUGCACAAUUCUUUAAGGUGCAUUAUCGCCUCGCGAAUAACAUGGACCCAAUGGCGAAAAAAGUCUUAGAACAGACCUAUCAAGCUAUUUAUGAUGCCGGUGUCAGUCCUGAACACCUUUCAGGAAAGAAUGUGGGCGUGUACAUCGGUAUGUCCUAUUCUGAAACAGAAAAAGCUUGUUUUUAUGUGGCAGACUGCAGAACAGGUUUUGGUAUUGCCGGGUGUAACAAAGCAAUGUUUGCAAAUCGCAUAUCGUAUUGGUUGAACGUCAAAGGACCAUCGUUGGCUGUUGACGAAGCUUGCUGCAGUUCUAUCGCAGCCUUAGAACAGGCUUUUUUUGCGAUAAGCCGGGGCGAAUGUGAGGCGGCCAUUGUCGGAGCGGUCAAUUUGUGUCUUCACCCGCAAUGCUUAGUUCACUAUGGCAGGAUUGUGAAUCUCUGCAUGGACGGAAAAACGAAGUCUUUUGAUCGACAUGCAGACGGGUGCGCAAAAUCUGAAGCUAUCAAUGUUUUAUUUCUUCAGAAAGCUAAAAACGCUCUCAGAAUUUACGCCAAGAUUGUGCACGUCAAAUCGGGAAUCACGAUGCUUUUGGAAGGAGAAACCGGACCCAGAUUUGGCUUUGAUCGUGACCCAAAAGACACGGCAACUUUCUUGAAGAAUUUUUAUGAAGAGGCUGGUGUUUCACCUGACGUUGUUGAAUAUGUUGAAGCGUUUGGUUCAGGCGUACUCGAAGCUGAUAAGUCUGAAAUAGAAGCCAUCGAUAGUGUUUUUUGUAAAAAUAGAAAGAAUCCGCUGGCAAUCGGUAGUGUUAUGUCAAACAUUGGCAACAGCGAUGCUGCCUCCGGAAUUUCAUCCAUUACGAAGGUGCUGUUAGGUUAUGAGACCGGUCUGCUAGCCGGUAAUCUCCACUACAAGACACCUAGAGAUGAUAUCAGUGCAAUUCGCGACGGAAGAGUAUACGUGCUGGAUGAUCACGCACCGACUAAACGAAAUUACGCAGCCGUUAAUAGCAUGUCGCUGACUGGAAUCAACGCUCACGUUCUCCUGAAAGGACAUUACAAGAGAAAGGAUCCCAACCGGUACAAGUCAAGCAUUCCACAUUUGGUUGCGAUCUCGGGAAGGCAAGACUCUGCAGUCAGAACUGUUAUCGACGAUUUGAAAUCACGGCCCAUAGAUCCGGAAGAAUUGGCGUUGUUGCAUAACAUCCACCAAACAACAAUAUCUGGACAUAUGGGAAGAGGGUUUGUUAUUUUAGAUCAAGAUGAUGAGCAGAAUACUGUAUGUCUAAAAGAAAGGAUAGAGUACUUUGACGAUGCCAUACGUCCUUUGUGGUUCGUGUACAGCGGCAUGGGAUCGCAAUGGCCCACGAUGGGGAAACAGCUUAUGCGCAUUCCUAUAUUUGCGGCUUCUAUUGAAAGGUGCCGACGCGUAUUGGAACCAAAAGGAGUGAAUAUUGUGGACAUAUUGACAUCUUCUGAUAGUACGAUUUUUGAUAACAUUUUACAUUCGUUCGUUGGAAUAGCAGCCGUGCAGAUUGGAUUAACUGACAUUUUAAAGUCUCUCGGUAUUGAGCCUGAUAAAAUAAUUGGUCAUAGUGUUGGUGAACUGGGUUGCGCGUACGCUGACGGAUGCUUGACAACAGAAGAGAUGAUACUGUCGGCGUACAGUCGUGGGCUAGUCUCUGUUCAAACUCCCUUCAUACAAGGUUCCAUGGCUGCCGUAGGAAUAGGAUACCAAGAGAUAUCGAAAAUGUGUCCGCCGUCAAUAGAAGUAGCCUGUCAUAACAGUUCACAAUCAAGCACCGUAUCCGGUCCCGCGCAAGACAUGAAGCAGUUCAUCGCUGAAUUGGUGGCAAAAGGAAUUUUCGCUAAAGAAGUUCCAUGCUCUAACAUCGCUUAUCAUUCACGAUACAUUGCUGAAGCUGGACCUGGCUUAUUGAAGUAUUUGAAAGAAGUAAUCAAGACACCCAGAAUGCGUAGUGAUCGUUGGGUAUCUACGUCAGUUCCCCAACACAGAUGGAAUGAGCCUUCUGCUAAGUAUUCAUCAGCAGAAUACCACACUAACAACUUACUAAAUCCAGUUUUAUUUGAAGAAACUGCGAAUUUGAUACCAUCAAAUGCUGUGCUCAUUGAGAUAGCACCACAUGGCUUACUUCAAGCGAUUCUUAAACGCUCCUUACCUUCUAACUGUCUCAAUAUAGCUUUAACACGCAGGGGACACCCGAAUAAUGCUGUAUUGCUACUAGAAGCCAUUGGCAACUUGUACAUGGAAGGUUUUACUCCGAGGUUACAAGAAUUGUAUCCGAAAGUCGAAUUUCCGGUUUCCACUGGAACACCAAUGCUCUCUCAUUUGGUAGAAUGGGUCCAUUCUGAAAAAUGGCCUCUUCCACUGUUUGUGUCGGCCCACAGGAUAACGGCUGCUUCUUGUAAAUUUGUUAUUUCUCUCCACGACGAUGAAAGUAAUAUCUUCUAUGGCAACGUGAUAAGGGGUAAAAUAUUAUAUCCGUUUGCGGCUGCGUUAGUGGCAGCAUGGGACACUUUAGCUAUGACUCUGCAAAUUCCAAAAAAUCAGAUGUCGGUAACAUUUCAUAAUGUAAAACUGUACUCACAGCCGAUACUACAUGAGCAGAGGCAACUGAGGCUUGGCGUUGCUUUACACAGAGGCACUGGAAGAUUCGAAAUCAUGAGUGAACAUAGUAAAGUUGCAACAGGUUUCAUAAUAAAAACCAAAGUUGUAAAUCAAUGUAUCAAUGAAGUUGAUUCGGAUCAUAAGGACAUGGAAUUGAACGCGGAUGACAUUUAUCAUCUACUAAAACUGCGCGACUACUCUUAUAGCGUGGGAAAGCCUCACUCAAGAUGGAUCGACGAUCUGUUCAAGAUCACGGGAAUCCGCUAUUUGCAGGAAUUGCUUGUGCUAUCACUAAUGUACGUUGUUCAUUUCAGCGGAGAUUUUCGGAGUGUACAUAAUGGAAAUUCUAUACUGAAUUCAUUUUCAAUUAUUUGGAAUGAUAACUGGGUGACAUUUAUUGAUGGUUUGCUACAAGUUAAUGCAUUAAGACAACGACAUGACGGAGUAUCUCAGCCCGCGGAAAUUAGAAAAUUAUGUAUAGAUGUUACCGAGCACAGAAAGCAUAUUACGAAAGUUGAUAACAAGGAAAUAAUACCAGCCAAGGUUCUUGAAAAGCAUGAAACCACAAAAGCUGGAGGUGUAUUAUUGCAGGGACUAUUAUUCCAGCAAUUACCACCGGUGAUCCUUAAGGGCAUCUGCCUGAAAUCUUCAAAAUUCAUCCCUCGCUUCAACGCGAAAUUAGAUGAUGUCUCAGCUAUACAUGUUUUUCUACAAAUCGUAAUGGAAAAUAUUGACAAAGACGAACUCAACGUUCUUGGAAUUUUAAAUGACAGCGGUCUUGUUCAUCCAGCCCUCGCUAAAAUCACAAAUGAAUUUAAUGGAAUAUCUAUACAUUACAAAGAACUCAGCCGUAAGAUUUUAAUUACAAAAAAAUCCGAACAUUUAGCUGAUGCAGACCUUGUAGUUGUUCGAGGCAUGACCACAGAUAGCUGUGUGUGUCAAAUAUUUUUUCAAGAACUGAAACGUGGCAUUUUUAUUUUGAACAUUGAAGAUAAAGUUAAAAGUAAUGAUGAUCGUCCGGAUGCCCUUUACCGCGUCGUGUCGUCCAUAGGAAAAUUGCAGCUUCUUCGUUGGAGACCGUCGGAAGUUCACGAUAUUGGGGCAGCAGUUUCUGUGACUAGACAAUCAGAUAUUGCGCUGUUAAUAUCAACUCUAAAUUCGCUAUCUCCUCGAAGCCGUCUACUUGUUUUCACAGUGUACCCACCAUUGGAGGGAUUUUUGGAUCUAAUACGUCGCUGGCGAAAAGAAAACGGUUUUAAUAAUAUCUACGUGAUUAUGGGCGAUCAUGAGUCGCAUAAUCUAGCCAAUUUAAACUUGUCGAUAAAUGUAUCGAAGAAUGGUGCAUUUGGCGGUUACUACUAUUUACCACUGAAACAAGAGGCUACGAAAGAGGAUUGCGAAUUAAAAUUGGAAUGUUCGGUUACUGGAAAUCUUAAUUCCUUGAAAUGGGUGCAAAAUUCUCAAAGCAGUACUCCAGGAAUCGAAGUCAAAGUACACUAUGCAGGCUUAUCGAAGAUGGAUGUAUCAAAAGCUUUGGGAGAAAGUAUCGUCAUAAAUUCGAAUGUCAAUUGUUUUGGAUUUGACUUUUCCGGGGUCACAAGAAGUGGUGCUCGAGUCAUGGGUAUUGCAGUAAAUGGUUCAUGCAAGAGCACGGUGAGAGCCCGUACAGAUUUGCUGUGGCCGAUUCCAGACCAUUGGGAUUUCGAAGAAGCUGCCACUGUACCUAUGGCGUAUUUAACAGCAUUUUAUUGUCUCCAUUUUUGUGUUAGUUCAUGGUUGAAUAAAAUCCUGAAAUUUUACAACAUAGUGCCCAAAUCUAAACGCAUGUUGACUUCGAACUAG
Messenger RNA from Bombyx mori (domestic silkworm), 4701 nucleotides. RefSeq names its product fatty acid synthase. Gene Ontology annotation, biological process: fatty acid biosynthetic process. The record is from RefSeq and is a predicted model, not a curated record. Bases 1 to 4701 code for a protein of 1566 amino acids. Gene Ontology annotation, molecular function: oxidoreductase activity; fatty acid synthase activity. Lineage: Eukaryota; Metazoa; Arthropoda; Insecta; Lepidoptera; Bombycidae. The transcript has 28 exons.